Molecule: messenger RNA, 3830 nt
Organism: Coregonus clupeaformis (lake whitefish)
Lineage: Eukaryota; Metazoa; Chordata; Actinopteri; Salmoniformes; Salmonidae
Product: caspase-2
Exons: 11
Coding region: 632-1963 (443 amino acids)
Biological process (GO): regulation of apoptotic process; proteolysis
Molecular function (GO): cysteine-type endopeptidase activity
Source: RefSeq, a predicted model, not a curated record
UCCUCACAUUGCAGAGGCGCGGAAGUUGGUUUAGUAGGAUACGUUAUGUUGUACACUUGUGCGAAAUAACUUCAAAUACAGUUAGCUAUCUAGUUUAAAGGACAUAUGGUUUAGGAGCAGAUGAACAUUCAAAGUGUUCAGAAUGGUUUUAAUCCACGAAAAAAGAGCAACCAAACAUUAGCAUGCCGAUGUAACGUUAGCGUUAAGCGAACCUGACUGGCUAACGUUAGCUAUGUGCAGUUGCAUAUCUAAAGUUAAAUGUAAAUUGUUUUGAGAAAUGCAACGAUACUGAUUGAUAGAGAACUGUUAACAUUUGCUUACAUUUUGAACAAUUUUCUUAGGUAUAGCUACCUGUUUUUAUGCAAUAGCUUACAAUUUAGUGUUGUUCGGACGUCAACUUUUCCUCCACACAUGAAUUGUUAGCUAGCUAGCUAACGUUAGCUGGAGACAGCUGGCUACCUGACAGCCAUUGUAAUUAUCUGCUCUUGCUGAGUGUUGCCGGACUUUGGAAAGAAUAGGAGAUUUAACUAGCUACCAAUUACUUUCUCGUAUUCAUCCAGACAGCUAGUUAGUUAUCUUACAGAAAGACACAUUCACCAUCCUUACCACUCCGAUUUAGAAAACAAGCAGAAUGUUGGGGGAAUGCGGUAUGUUGGAACUAGACAAAAGAGCGCUUCGGAAACGCUCUGUGACUCUCUGCAAAGAGAUGGUGGUGGACGAGCUGUUCAUUCAGUCGCUGCAGGCAGACGACAUUCUUACCGACAGUAUGGCAGAAAGCAUCCUGGCGGAGCCGACCUCCCACAAGCGGGGCUGGCGUCUGCUGUCCCUGCUCCCCAAGCGUGGUCCCAGAGCCUUCAGCAGCUUCUGCUCAGCACUGAGAGACACAGAGCAGCAGCACCUAUGUGCACUGCUCACAGAGUCACCAGAGAGAGACAGCAGGGAGAGGGACAGAGAGAGACAGAGGUAUGUGGACUCUCCCCUACCACUCCCCACCCAGGAGGGGAAGGUUGCAGCCAAGAGAGCCAGAACACAAGUGUCAAUGGAGAUGUGUCUGGAUGCAGACAGUCCCAUCACCACCCCUGUUCUUCGCUGUACACAAGACUUCUACCUCUCACGCUGCCUACAGUCCUACAGUAUGGUGUCCAGUCCUCGUGGCCAGGCCUUGGUGAUCAGUAACGUGUCCUUUGACCCCUGUGCUGCUCCUGACCUGGACUCCAGGAGGGGAGGGGAAGUGGACGAGGAGGUCCUCAGGAAGGUGUUCACUGAGCUGGACUACAUAGUCACCGUACGGAGAGACCUCACAGCGCAGGGCAUGCGGGCGUGCAUUGAGCAGUUUGGCAGACGGCAGGAGCACCAGACACUAUCCAGCUGUGUGGUGUGUCUGCUGUCCCAUGGAGUAGAGGGGGCUAUCUACGGCACAGACGGACAGCUACUGGAGUUAGACUGGGUGUUUGAGGCGUUUGACAACGCGCACUGUCCUCUACUGCAGAAUAAACCCAAGAUGUUCUUCAUCCAGGCCUGCAGAGGAGAGGAGAUGGACUGUGGUGUGGAGCAGUCAGACGGGCCAGAGAGGACCCAGUCUCCUGGCUGUGAACAGAGGGAUGCAGGGAGGGAGGGAGAGGGGGAUGGAGACACCAGGCAGACAGAGGAGAGUGGCAGGCUCAGAGUCAAACUGCCCCAGCGCUCUGACAUGAUCUGCGGCUUCGCCUCCCUCAAAGGCACUGCAGCCAUGAGGAACACCAAGAGAGGAUCCUGGUUCAUCCAAGAGCUCAACUCAGCACUCCGCUUCAGAGCCAGAGACACACACCUAUCAGACAUACUGGUGCAGGUGAAUGGUCGUAUUAAAGAAAGAGAAGGCUAUGCUCCUGGCACCCCCCACCAUCGCUGUAAGGAGAUGUCUGAAUUCACCAGCUCCCUCUGUAAAGACCUCUACCUGUUCCCCAAGUACCACCCUCAGUACUGACACACACACAUUCCGGCGCACCUACAUUGUCACACACACACCGCACCCACUACUGACACACACACACACUGUUAUACACACUCAUAGAGGAUUCAUUCAUUCACAUUUGCUGUGCAAAUUCCCUCUCACAGACAAACUCUUGGAAAGGAAAAUGGAACAAGUUUAUGUAAAGUAUAUGUACUUGGUAAUGGGCAUGAAGUAUACGUUACUGGUAUGCAGCUUAUGUGUGUACCUACCUAUCAGCUAAGCUUCCUGUAUGUGUAUCUGUGCCAGUUAUGAAAUGGGAUUGAAAUGUUCUAUGAAAUCCUAUUAGCUAGUUAACACACCAGAGUAUAUUUAAAUCUAUCGCUUUUAAUUUCUUACUAAACAGUAUCUUUUGGGUUUCAAGAUUAUUCUUUUUUUAAACAUGUAUUUUGUAUGCCGAUCUAUUUUUAUCAAUUUAUUUUGUAUCAAAUCCUUUUGAAGCUCUUUUUUGUAAGAAUUUUAAAGCCCUUGUCCCCUUUUUGUAUGAAAAAAAUGUUUAUUAUCACAUGCAAAAUGUUAUAUGCAUUAGAAUACGAAAUCCCCCUGACCAAAUGAAGGUAUGUAUCCGUGUCCACCUGAUGGGCAGACAGAUGGCGGUGUAGAGUUGUUGGCUGAUGAUGCAGCAUAGAGGGAGCUGCAUUUCAAUACCUUACUGUUUUUACCCCCUCAUCCUAGUAAUCUGAGUCUUCCACUGAAGGAUAUUGGAACAAGUAGAUAUGAUAUUGGGAGAUUCCAGUUUGUUAGCAAUGAUUUGAUGUGUUAUUGAUCCAACGAGUGUAAUGGAGUCAUGACCAUUUCUCUCACAAACAACCGUGCUCCCCCCUCCCAUCUCUGUACUUCCAUGAGGGGGUUACUAUGUUAACAAGUUAGGGCACGUCUUUACAUCAAGUUGCCUUAUGGCAUGUAGAAUAAUUUUUGUAACUACACUGGUAACCAGACUGUUAUUACUUAGAUGUGAUGAAAGAAAUGUGUCAAAUAUGGGGGGGGGGGGGUUAGUUACAUUUAUAUGUAGUCACACCAAUGAAUUAUAUUAUAAUUCUAUGUAACUGCUUGUUAUCUCUGGUCAACUUGAGAUCUAAGUUAUCCACUGUCAAUGUUUCUUUGACCAUUAAGAUUUCAGUUCACAAAAUGGAUGUACAUGGAUGUUUAAAGAUAUAUGGAUUGAUUUUAAAGCAGCUACUGUAUUUUCCUUAGAAAUUUGAUAUGCAAUAUUCCAUAGCAAUGUGUGCCAUGUGAAAGAUGUGUUAAGUAUUGUCUUUAAAAUACUUGGUUUAUCAUUUACAUAAGACAAUGCAUCACAUUCAAGUGUAUGAGUAGCAAUAUUGAUGUUUCUCAGAAUGAGCAGUGUGUUUGCUUCCAACAGUGUUGUAGGGAAGAGUGAUAUGACAGGAACUGUAUGAAUUGAGCUGUUGACCAACCAAUCACAGAGACAGUGCGGUGUGCCCAUCUUUAAAAGGGACAGUUCCAUAGAGAUCCUAUUAAAUUUGUAUUCUAAUUCUAUGGACAGUACACCCCAAAAUCAAAGUUUGCCAGUCUUUUGUUAGACAUUUUCCAUUUGAUUUGAAGCAUCUAGUUCAGUUUGAACUAACUUAAUGUGUACAAUAUAGCAGUAUCUACACAACCGGUAUGGGGGGAAAGUCAUAUUUGUUGUUAUUGUAAAUGUUCAGAAAGUGGAUUUUGUGGUGAAGGUAGCUAUCCCUUGAAAGUGAAGUACUGAUGGCUGGGGUUCACUGCCAUAAGAUAAGGAUCUGCUGGGGAUGGGGGAGAAGAUGACUGUAUUUAUGUGGAAAACAGACUGCCAAAUGUUCAAGAAAAUAAACAACCCCUCUGUUUUUUCUAUGAA